AUGCCCAACUUCAGAACGCUCGAGAACCUGGCGGCCGAGAAUGAUAGCCCCGGCCCGGUCCCGCCCCCGCUCCCUUCCCAGUACCCGGCCGAGGACGGCGGACCCGCGCGGCGAUUGGCGCACGUCGCGGAGAAGUUCAGCAAGUUUUACAGUGACCUGGAGCACGAGAAGAACGCUCGGCGGGAGGUGGAGACCGGCCGGCGCAACGCGCUCUACGACCAGGUGCAGAAGCUCGAGCUCGACCUCGAAACCGAGAUUCGCCGGCGGCAGGAGUCCGACAGGCUCCUCCAGGAGAAGGUCGCCGCGGACCUGAAGGCCAUGGAGCAGGGCAUCGCGGCGCACGUGAGGGAGAUGCAGCAGGGGCUCAAGGCGUCCAUCGACGCCCUCACCCGGUCCUUCGCCGAGCUGCACCAGGGGUUGCGCGAGGAGCGGGAGCAGCGCCGGGUGGACGUGGAGCACCUGGCGCAGAGCGUCGUCGCCAAGGUGGACGAGUGCCAAACCGGCAUCGACGACGAGCGAGUGGAACGAUUGGAACGGGAAGCCAACACGCUGAAGCGAGUCGGAGAGGACAUCUUCAGGCUCCAGGAGAAGGUGGACGCCGAGCGGGUGACGCGGGAGACUGGGGUUAACGCGUUGAGAACGCAACUGGACGACGUCGUUCGCAGGGCGGACACCCACGACGAUAAGUUCCAGACCAUCGUGCUCACGGAGAUUGCGUCACUCAAGUCGGCGCUCAACGCGGAGAAGGAGGAACGCGUCGCGGAAGACGAGCAGAUCGUGCACGCCAUCAACGACUACACCAGGGCGCUGCAGGACGGUCUGCGGAUCGUGAACCAGAGCUGA
Molecule: messenger RNA, 843 nt
Organism: Micromonas commoda
Lineage: Eukaryota; Viridiplantae; Chlorophyta; Mamiellophyceae; Mamiellales; Mamiellaceae
Exons: 1
Coding region: 1-843 (280 amino acids)
Molecular function (GO): structural constituent of cytoskeleton
Source: RefSeq, a predicted model, not a curated record